Mustela lutreola (European mink) is the source of this 3332-nucleotide messenger RNA. RefSeq names its product major facilitator superfamily domain containing 1 (gene MFSD1). The record is from RefSeq and is a predicted model, not a curated record. Lineage: Eukaryota; Metazoa; Chordata; Mammalia; Carnivora; Mustelidae. Gene Ontology annotation, cellular component: lysosome. Gene Ontology annotation, molecular function: transmembrane transporter activity. The transcript is spliced from 16 exons. Gene Ontology annotation, biological process: transmembrane transport. The coding region runs from base 105 to 1511 and encodes 468 amino acids.
CGUCACGUGACCCACACUAGCCACGUGACCACAGACUUCACUGGCUCCUAGGCGCCAGCUUUUCUCUCCGAGUUAAUCUCGUGUCCUGGUCUUACCCCGGCCCAAUGGAAGAGGACGAUGAGGAAGCGCGAGCGCUGCUGGAAGGUGGCCUCAGUGAGGCUGGCAGAGGUGCCGCUGCCAUCUCUCCUAUCCCUGGAGCGCUGCCGGCCCUUUGCGACCCUAGUCGCCUGGCGCACCGGCUUUUGGUGCUGUUGCUGAUGUGCUUCCUGGGCUUCGGCAGCUAUUUUUGCUAUGAUAAUCCUGCUGCCCUUCAGACUCAGGUUAAACGGGAUAUGCAGGUGAAUACAACGAAAUUCAUGCUGCUAUAUGCCUGGUAUUCUUGGCCAAAUGUAGUUUUGUGUUUUUUUGGUGGCUUUUUGAUUGACCGAGUAUUUGGAAUACGAUGGGGCACCAUUAUUUUUAGCUGCUUUGUUUGCAUUGGACAGGUGAUUUUUGCUCUGGGUGGAAUAUUUAAUGCUUUUUGGCUGAUGGAAUUUGGAAGGUUUGUGUUUGGGAUCGGUGGGGAGUCCUUAGCAGUUGCCCAGAAUACAUAUGCUGUGAGUUGGUUUAAAGGCAAAGAAUUAAACUUGGUGUUUGGACUCCAGCUUAGUAUGGCUAGAAUUGGAAGUACAGUAAACAUGAAUCUCAUGGGAUGGCUGUAUUCUAAGGUUGAAGCUUCAUUGGGUUCUGCUGGUCACACAACCCUUGGGGUCACACUUAUGAUUGGGGGUAUAACAUGUAUUCUUUCACUAAUCUGUGCCUUGGUUCUCGCUUACUUGGAUCAGAGAGCAGAGAGAAUCCUUCAUAAAGCCCAAGGAAAAACAGGUGAAGUUAUUAAGUUAACUGAUGUGAAGGACUUCUCCUUACCCCUCUGGCUGAUAUUUAUCAUCUGUGUCUGUUAUUAUGUGGCAGUGUUCCCUUUUAUCGGACUUGGGAAAGUUUUCUUUACAGAAAAAUUUGGAUUUUCUUCCCAGGCAGCAAGUGCUAUUAACAGUAUUGUAUAUGUCAUAUCAGCUCCCAUGUCCCCAAUAUUUGGGCUCCUGGUGGAUAAAACAGGAAAGAAUAUCAUCUGGGUUCUGUGUGCCGUGGUGACAACUCUCGCUGCCCACAUCAUGCUGGCCUUCACGUUGUGGAACCCUUGGAUUGCUAUGUGUCUCCUGGGACUCUCUUAUUCGUUGCUUGCUUGUGCAUUGUGGCCGAUGGUGGCAUUUGUAGUUCCUGAACACCAGCUGGGAACUGCAUAUGGCUUCAUGCAGUCCAUUCAGAAUCUUGGGCUGGCAAUCAUUUCCAUCAUUGCUGGCAUGAUAUUGGAUACUCGGGGAUAUUUGUUUUUAGAAGUUUUCUUCAUUGCCUGUGUUUCUUUGUCACUUUUAUCUGUGGUCUUACUCUAUGUGGUGAAUCGUGCCCGAGGGGGGAACCUAAAUUAUUCUGCAAGACAAAGGGAAGAAAUAAAACUUUCUCAUGCUGAAUGAAAAACUUGAAUGACUGUGUCAUGAGGAGCUGCACACAUCAUUGGUCUGAAAACCUCACUUUUUUUUUUUUUUUAAAUCUCGAGUUUAAUCAGGAAUAAUAAUGGUCUGGAAAUUUAUAUUUAUAUUUCAAAAGCACCUAUUUCAAAGUAUAUUUGUGAGGAAUAUCUUAGCUUGUGUCUUAUGUAUUGUUUAUUGUUAAUGAAUUCCACUUUAGACUAGGCUAAUCAACAGUAAGGUUUAGAAAGUUCCUCUGGAAUAUGCAGGUGAACUUUGGUAAGGACAGUAAAUAAUGGAAAACUUGGAUCUGGCAUUGAGAUAAUUUUCAGAAGAUGUUUCUUAAGGAUAUGGCUUUUUUUUUUUUAAAUCUUAAAAAAAAGCUUUUGAGAGGGUAGAAGGGAUAUUUUAUACAGAAUAAACAAUGUCAUUUUAAUAGGCAUUCCAUGUUUCUGUAGGGAAUAUUUGAAAGAUAUCUUUUAUGCAGUCUCUUCAUUUUUACAAAUAGAUUGUAUUCUGCUAUCUUUAGUUAUAAGAGGUUGCUGAGCAGUGACCCUCUUGAGCUUCUUUAUCUCUCCAUUACUGAGGACACUGAUCACUUAGGGAUGUAAUUUUAUGGUACAAACUUUCUGUACAGUUUUUUCUUAUAGUCUAAUUAAUUACUAAAAAGUGUCCUUUAAAUUAUGAUAGUUGCAUAUCUACCUGAAUGAAAACACUGCAAAAGGAGUACUUAUCUUCUAAAACUUUAUUUUAAAAAAUACUAAAAUACUGAUUUUAAGUCUUAUUUAUUUGGAAGACUAUUUCUGUAAGAUAAUCAACGUCAGAGUAAAGAAAAUUUGUCUUUGAAAAUCAAUGGAGUACUUUUUUCUCCAGAGUAGAACCUAAGUAACAUGUAUGAUUUCCAAGUUAAAUAAAAUACAAGUGUAAAAUUUCUUUUAACAAACUUAAAAACUUUUUAAUUGACUUAGUUUUAGCAUAUUAUAUAUUAAAGUCAGAGAAUUUUUCAUGUUUUUGCUCUCCAGGAGUAUGCAGGUAUUUUAGACAACUGUUAAACUGUCAUAUUUAGCUAGUUGUAUUGUUCAAAAUAGGACAUAACAUUGUAUGCUUGAAAGUUCUGGAACAGAUUGAAAGUACAUUCCUUGUUCAGAUCAAGUUUAUUUACAUCCAUUUUUCUGAUUGUAGUUUUAUUGUGUCAUUAUUCAGUUGUUUGUUUUUUUGGCUUUGACUGUCAUGUGACUUUUGUAGCCCAGAUUAUUGAAUGUUGGUUUUACCAGCUGGUGAGAGUGGAAGAAACCAGUUGCUACUGCUGCUGGAGGGCUUGUGUGGUCUGGCCCCUGCCUUACUCUUUCCAUCGCCUCUGUGCCUCAGCCAUAAUGAGCUGCUUCAUUACAUUUUUUCAGAUGGGUCCUCUUCCUUGCCUUUUCAGGGGCUUUGUCCUUGCUGUUCCCUUUGCCUAGAAUAUUUCAUCCAGGAUUCUCUACAACCUGGUUUUCCAUGAUUUACAACAGAAACCUUAGUCCCAGCUCAGACGUAUUUUUCCCAGGGAAACUCUUCCAGACCUUCAGGCUAUAUCAAAUUCUUCUAAAAUUUUUGUGAUUUUUUAAAAGCCCCAUAUUUUUCCUUCUUUGUUGACCUCAGCUUAUAAUGAAGAAUUUGUAAUAGUGUGGGUGGGGGCGUCUCUCUCUUCCUUUAGAUUGUAAGCUCCAUGAGGGCAGGGACUGUGUCUAAUAUGUUCAUUAUGAUUGUGUUGAUAGUUCCUAGCUAAAGUAGGCACAAAAUAAAUAUUUUUUUGAAUGACAUAUAAAUAAAAAGAAUAAAAUGAAAUAA